Molecule: messenger RNA, 2509 nt
Organism: Habropoda laboriosa
Lineage: Eukaryota; Metazoa; Arthropoda; Insecta; Hymenoptera; Apidae
Gene: ALiX
Product: programmed cell death 6-interacting protein
Exons: 15
Coding region: 1-2472 (823 amino acids)
Biological process (GO): mitotic cytokinesis
Cellular component (GO): endosome
Molecular function (GO): protein binding
Source: RefSeq, a predicted model, not a curated record
AUGGCUGAACUAAUUGCGGUACCGUUGAAAAAACCGUCUGACGUUGAUGUUAUUAAACCACUUACGAAUGUUAUUAAAUCAACAUACAGCAGUGCAAGUAAUCAAAAAGAUUAUACAGAAGCUAUCGCAGAAUUUAGUAAAUUAAGAAACAAUGCUCUCUGGCGAGCUUUUGAGAAGUAUGAAAGUUCCUUGGAGGUUAUAUACAGUUAUUAUGAUCAGUUGUGUGCACUAGAGGGCAAAAUACCUGCCCAUGAAUUGCAAAUUCCAUUCAAAUGGAAAGAUGCAUUUGACCGUACCAUAUUCGGUGGAAAACUUAGUUUGACAAUUAGUACAUUAGCAUAUGAAAAGAUAUGUGUAUUAUUUAAUAUUGCUGCCUUGCAAAGUUCAGUUGCAGCAACACAGACUUUAGAGAGUAAUGAAGGAUUAAAAAUGGCUGCAAAACUAUUUCAACAAUCUGCCAGUAUAUUCAAUUAUCUCAAAGGAAAUGUUAUGAUGGUAAUUCAACAAGAACCAACACCAGAUAUUAGUCCAGAAACAUUAGGAGCAUUAUCUUCACUAAUGCUUGCUCAAGCUCAAGAAAUAUUUGUAUAUAAGGCAAUCCAUGAUACUAUGAAAGAUGGUGUUAUUGCUAGAUUAGUUUCACAAACAGAAGAGUUGUAUGCAGAUGCAUUAAAGCUAUUCCAAAAAGAAAUUUUCAGAGCAUUUUGGGACAAAGAAUGGGUUCCUUUAAUUGCAGGAAAACAAGCUGGAUAUCGAGCAAUGGCUGAAUUUUAUCAAUCAUUAGUAUGCAAAAAUAACAAAUUAAUUGGAGAAGAAAUUGCUAGAUUAGAAAAUGCCGUGGAACUGUUUAAAGCUGCUCAACAACGUUCAAAUAAACCUCAUUUGUUCCAAAAUACUGCUAACAGAGCACAAAGAAACCUUACAGAAGUAAAAAAAGAUAAUGAUUUUAUUUAUCAUGAGAAAAUACCAGAUAUAAAGUCUUUAGAACCAGUUGGUAAAGCUAGUAUUGCAAAAUUGCUACCAUUGCCUGAAGUUUUCAGUUCAAACUUUAAAGACCUUUUUGCUGACUUAUUGCCUGUUACUGUGCAUCAAGCAUUAUCAUCGUAUGAAGUUCGUCGUAAUGAAUUGGUUAAUUCAGAAAUUUCCAAAUUACGUGAAAUGACACAAGUUUUAAAUAGUGUAUUGGCAAGUUUAAAUUUACCAGCGGCUAUCGAAGAUACAAGUGGAACUGAGUUACCUCAAUCUGUAUUAGAAAAAGCUCAGUAUGUAAAAGUUGCAGGUGGAAUUAGAACCUUGGAAAAUUCUAUGAAAGAAUUGCCUGAAUUAUUACAAAGAAAUAAAGAACUUUUGGACGAGAGCGAGCGAAUGCUUCAAGAAGAGCGUGAAUCUGAUGAUCAAUUAAGAGAACAGUUUAAAGAACGUUGGACACGGAUACCUAGUGCUCGCUUAACAGAACAAUUUACUGUUACAUUGCGAAAAUAUCGUGAAAUUAUUAAUAAUGCAGUGACAGCUGAUAAGGUUGUACGUGAAAAAUAUGAAAAUCACAAAGAAAGUAUGGAAAUCCUAAGUUUAGAUGGAAGCGAUUUGAUUAAUGCUGUACCAACUGGAUCAGCAGUUCAAGAAAGCAGUACUGUUGCCCAACUUAGAAAACUAAUGGAAAAUGUUGAAACAUUGAAAACAGAACGUGACGCUAUAGAAAGUGAAUUAAAGUCUGCUACUACUGACAUGAAAACAAUGUUUUUGUCUGCUCUUGCCAAAGAUGGUGCAAUUGAUGAACCGAAUUUGUCUGUAGAAAAUAUAGGAAAAACUUAUGGACCUUUACAAAAACAAGUGAGAGAUAGCGUUUCUCGACAAGAACAGUUGAUUGCUGAAAUUCAAAGGUGUCAUACAGAAUUUACAGCUGAACAAUCUGGUAGUGGUAGUUUAAGAGAGACGAUGUUAUGUAAGCUAGCAAGCGCUUACGAUGCAUUUAAAGAAUUAAAAGGCAACUUAAGUGAAGGUGUUAAAUUUUACAAUGAUUUAACACAGUUGCUAGUAGUCUUCCAAAACAAAAUAUCAGAUUUUUGUUUUGCUCGAAAAACUGAAAAAGAGGAACUAUUAAAAGACUUGACAACAAAUUUGAGUCAUACUGGUCCAAUUACAACUCCUAACAUUCCAGCUCAUCACGGAGGAACAUCUGGACAAAGUCAACCUGUAGCAGGACAAAGUCAAUCUGGACCAUCACAAUUACCGUAUCCCACGCAUUUUCAAGGUGGUAUGCCUGUACCUUAUGGAGCUGGUCCUGCUACACCAUAUCCUGCAUAUAUUCCUCCUCCUAUGCCAGCAGCGUAUAAUCCAUACGCAACAAUGCCUUACCCCACUCCAGGAAAUUAUAAUCCGUAUCAAGGUGUGCCACCAACUCCUUACUCUGGUUAUGCGACUUUACCACGUUAUGGUGGUAAUCAACAUCCACCCCAAGGCCAUCCAUUUUGAAGAAUAAAUAAUGUUUUAUAUAUACUGUGAUUACAAA